Molecule: messenger RNA, 1278 nt
Organism: Phytophthora nicotianae INRA-310
Lineage: Eukaryota; Oomycota; Peronosporomycetes; Peronosporales; Peronosporaceae
Exons: 2
Coding region: 1-1278 (425 amino acids)
Source: RefSeq, a predicted model, not a curated record
AUGCAAUGCGUACAAGCUCUGCUUGAAGAGGACGAGGAAGAAGAAGCUUUAUUCGAUAUACUGUAUCUACUACGGCCACCAGGAGCAAAUAUAAAACGUAAACACGGUGGAUCGGUGCCAGGACGCUCUCCAAACAAGCGCCGCGACUGGCAUGGGCGGCACACUCGAUUGCUCCAACAAUACUUUGGCCCUGACCCCAUAUUUGAAGAGGCUGUUUUCCGCAGGCGCUAUCGAAUGUCAAGACGCUUCUUUUCUCAUAUUGCACAUAGUGUAACGAAUCACGACACUUACUUUGUUCAGAAACGAAAUGCAGCGGGUCUAGUGGGAAUAUUCACUUUCCUGAAGAUCACGGCCGCGCUAAGAGUUCUUGCAUACUCUUCAUCUUUUGAUGCUAUUGAUGAAAAUUUAGAGAUUGCUGGACCUACAGUCAGUCAGUGCAUCGAUCACUUUUGUGAUGAAGUUAUUGCUGUUUUCGGUGAUGAGUUUUUGCGUCCACCACGUAAGGAGGAACUAGAACGUCUUCUUAAACAGAACGAACGUCGUGGCUUUCCUGGAAUGGUCGGUUCGAUCGACUGUAUGCAUUGGGUAUGGAAGAAUUGCCCAAUGUCGCUGGCUGGCCAACACAAAGGAAAGGAAAAGAAGCCUACAAAAGUCCUUGAGGCAGUCGCGGACUAUGACUUGCGAAUUUGGCAUUACAAUUUCGGUUCUCCUGGUUCGUUGAACGACAUUAAUAUUUUAGAGCGGUCCCCUCUCUUUGACAGCAUGCUUCGAGGCGAAGCACUGCAAGUCACGUAUACUGUCAAUGGCAACUCUUAUGAUACACCCUAUAUGCUGGCGGAUGGAAUUUAUCCUGAAUGGUCGGUAUUUGUAAAGUCAAUCGAGAAGCCGAUAGAUAAAAAGCGCAAGAAUUACUCAAAGUAUCAAGAAGAUUGUCGGAAAGAUGUAGAACGGACCUUCGGGGUGAUUCAAGCGCGGUGGAGGAUUCUAGAUACGCCAUGUGAACUUUGGAGCACUGCCAAAAUGGACAAAGUGAUGCAUGCAUGCAUCAUCAUGCACAACAUGAUUGUGGAAGAUGAGCGUCACUUACGGGAUUCAGAUCGAAUCGACUUUCUAUUUGAUGUUCGUAAUCAGCCUGGGGGACUUCCGGAAUUUACAGUAUCGCGACCGGCUCGUGCUUCGGGUCACGACACUAUCGAGCAAUUGAUUGUCCACACUUCGAAGCUACGGAACGCACGUGCCCAUGUGCGUCUCCGCGACGAUUUAAUCGAGCACCUUUGA